UUCGAGUUUUCCUCUUUUUUGGCAUCUCUCAGGAAAGUUAAAGACUUGAAGAGAUAUCCUGAGAGGAAUCCAUCUCGUGCCACAGACUCCCACGAGUCUGGAUGUAGGUAUGUGAAUAGUGGUACAAACUCCCGAGUCGACAAAAAUAAUUAACCUUCCCCGUCCAGCCUCUCUUGAUCUCAGUUCUUUUUCAAUUGUCGGAGAAGCACAAUGCUCUGUGUUUUGACUUCAAACUCAAUCGCCAAACCGAGCCCUGACACAAGCAAGCACCAAUGGCAUCCUGAUCGACAAUCCCCUCAAGACCCCGACUUUCCAUCCCGAAAUCGAGCCACAAGCAAGUCCAUCUCAGCCAUUGAAGAACUAUAUGACCGAGAGCGAGUGGCCUUGAUUCGGAAAAACUUUUGCUUAGGAAGCACCACCCGCCACGGUCAAUUACGAGGAUCUGCUUCGUUUUCGGGACCAGAGCCAGAUGCUUCAAGUGAACGCAUGAACUCGAUUAUCUCCAUGAUUGAAAACGAAAUAUGGCAGAUUCCAGACAAGGAACCGAAUUCAUCAUCAGGAGGUCAGCAAGUCUCCUCAGGCAUCUGCACUGUGCCAUUGUACCCUCGGAAAUCCAGAUAUUCGGAAGUGGAGAGGAAAAGGAACCGAGAAGCAUCCCCACAAUCCUCCGGCAUGAAACGGCGAUUUCAGGCCUAUUCCAAGAGGGCCAACCAGUUCGUUCAACGAGGCCUCAUUGGAUCGGUCUUGCACAUGAAUGGAAUCGCACCUGGGCUUAUUCUAGGGAUCAUUUUAUUGAUAUUCUUGGCCUAGUGCUGACAAUGUUCCUUUGAUCAAGGAAGAAUCCCUUGGGUCCGAUUGCUUUCAAAUUUCGAAACGGAGAGUCAAGUCUUGUCUUGUCUUGUCUUGGUGCAAUGGUUAUUGGGAUGGAAUUAGGGCAACCCGUUUGUUGGGAACAUUUCGAGUUGAACCCAAAUUGAGACAAAGAACUUGGAAAGGCGUCCGUCCGUUGCUAAUGGCGGGAGGAAACCAAAGACAUUGUGGACUUUUGACCGCGGGAACAUUAUCUUGACUUUCAACCACCCACCCACAAAAGAACUUUGCCCUCGGGACACCGCAAGGAUCUUCCAGUUGUCAACUUAAAAUGGAACGUGGAGCUACGAAUCCUCACAUUACGUUUAUACAGUAAUACGCUUUGGCCUUUUUUAUUUGAGGGGCGGAGGGUAAUCCAAUGAAGUGUCAUUCAUUUCGGUUCUCGGGUUGGUCUAUUUGUGGAAGGUUGAAAUCAGAUUCCGCCUUUCAAGUUUUCUUGGAAGUUUGUGGUUUGGAGGGAUUCAAGAAUGUAAAAGCAAACCUUGACAAACGAUCACCAUUUUUUUAAAGGAAACCCAUAUUGGACAGAGGUGAGCAAAGUCAUUGCAGUAAUUUGUUCCAAUGCCAUGAAAUUGGCAGAGCAAACGUUUUUAAAGAUCAACAUUCAAUGUGUCUUUGGGGGAGAACAAUUAUGGGACCCUACUUAGGCUUUACGACCCAUUAUAAACUAUUGUAUGAUGUGAUAACGUGGACGUAUUUAUAAAUGCAUGCAACAAAUGUACUAUUAAUUACAAGGAUUUUCUGAUUGUACUUGUAAGAGAUUGAUCCAAUUCCGAGCAAACCUGACUAUUUGAAUGUGCGUUUUUUUGUUAGUUUUUAUACAAAGCGAUAAAUUAUAAAUUACUCUAGUCCAUUAAAUCGUUGAGAAGAUGUACCAAUGAAUCAUUGCUGUACUUAAGUUGUCAGAAAUGCAACAGAGCCACGAAGCCUUUCAGUGAAACCAAUUUUACGACCAUGAAUGAAGUGUCCAUAAGUGAUGUCUCCAAUAAA
Tigriopus californicus is the source of this 1860-nucleotide messenger RNA. RefSeq lists its product as uncharacterized. The transcript has 2 exons. Lineage: Eukaryota; Metazoa; Arthropoda; Copepoda; Harpacticoida; Harpacticidae. Bases 211 to 810 code for a protein of 199 amino acids. The record is from RefSeq and is a predicted model, not a curated record.